AUGGAGGUGAAUCUGAGUCCAUCCCACAGUUGCAAACCACCUGAACCACCAAUCCGGUCUUCUAGCACACUGCACCGACAUUCCGUAAAAGUGGCCCCUAAGAAACCACUUCCAGAUGUUCCGAAAAAGACUGGCAGACGCAGAAUUAGGUUGUUCAGGUUACCUAAACUGUCUAGUGAUCCAAAAAUCUCUUCUCCUUUGUGUGUUAGCCAUGAAUUGCAUGUGGCGUAUGACGAAAAUACAGGCGAAUUUCGCGGAAUGCCCGAAGAGUGGUUAGAAUGGUUACGUGCUGCUGAUAUAUCUUUUCAAGAGCGUGAACAGAAUCCAGAGCUUGUGAUCGAAGUUUUACAGUGUUACGAUACUGCAAAACAUUGUGCGAGGCGACAAAAAUUUAUCAUGACAGAGGAUUCUAGUUGGGAAAAUUUUGGUAAGAUCACUUCAUGUAUGUGCCAUCAAUUUAUGGAUCAUGAACAUCCGGAUAACAAUACCUGUAGGAAAUUUCAACACAAUUCCGCUGGUUCAAAUUAUUCUGCAAGUUCUCAUGCUUUUUUCUCAUUCUUGUCGAUUUUCGUACAAUUUGCCAACGGAUGCACCACCACCACCUGUUCCACCUCAUUACACAGUUGUACACCCAAAACUGCUAAUUGGGAUAUGAGUCUCAAAAAUGUUGAAAAUAAUAAAGAGGCCUUACCUGCGGAAAGAAUUAAAUCUGAUUCACGUUUAGAACAGAAGUUAUUAUCUGGUAACGACAUUUGUUUUGUGGAUGCUAAUGUAGAUUCUGAACGUGAAUCAUCACAGUUUUGUCUUUCAAGUUUGCACCAAUACUUUAAGGCUUCUAAUGAAUGCAUUGAUUGCGAAUCGAUUCGGAGUUAUUCUAACAUAUUUUACAGUUCGAUGCAAUUAGAUGAAAUAAAUUUCGCAAAUCCUGAUAAUAGUGAGGAAGAAGGUGGAACAGGAAAUAAAUGUCAAGCUGACGUACAUAAGGAUCAGAAAGGUAAAGAUAUUACAUGUAAAGACAGUCUUGAGGAAGAAAAUGAUUUCAUGGUUGAAGCAGAACCGUAUGGAGUGGAGGAAAUAGAAGUAGAUGAAUCGGAAAGGAUAUCUGAUAUUAUUGCUGGGGAUGUUGCUGACCAAAUCGCUAAAGCUGAUGAAAUCAACUUUCAGGACCAUUCAUCCUUGAUUAAUUCAACGAACUGGCAAAUAUUUUGUUGUAUUAGUGAAGCAGCAUUCACAUCAAAUGCAACAGAAUCUGCAUCACCUGAUUUACAGAUAUGUUUGGCUCAGCCAGAAACAGAUGAAGAUGUUUGUCUAACGGGAUCUACGAAGGCCGAUCAGAACAGUUCAGGUGUACGAGAAUCACUAGAAAUGUCUGCUAACAUUGAAGACCACACAGGUGUUUCAAAAUCCACUUCUUCAAACGAAAUGAAAAGUACAUCUGGGAGUUUACCAAGUGAUGAAGCAUCCAGCUCCGUAGCAAUCAAAUCUGAAAAAUAUACUCUACAAAGAGGCCGUACUGCAACCAGAUGUAACAGUAUACAAAACAAAACAAAGCGAUCUGGAGCUCAUUCCGGAAGACAAUCAGUCGAGAGUUUAAAAAAUCCUUCUAAACUUGUGGCCAUUAGUGAAAAUCCAAGUCCUUCAAAAAACCCUUCUGUGGAGUGCUUCUCAGAUAAUGCAAACGGAAUUCAAGGUAGCAAUCCUCAAGUUUGCUUGGUUUCUCGACAUUCUCCAAGAUGCCGUAGCAGAAUUCGUAUGCGCGAUGAGCAGAUUAUUGCCCGACUACGGACAAUCGUCAGUCAAGGAAAACCGUCCGAAAAGUAUGAAACUCUUGGGCGCAUUGGUCAUGGUUAA
This is a messenger RNA of Heterobilharzia americana, 1851 nucleotides long. The record is from the annotation of a GenBank genome assembly. NCBI's taxonomy places the organism in Eukaryota, Metazoa, Platyhelminthes, Trematoda, Strigeidida, Schistosomatidae.